AUGAAACGCCCGUGCAGAUGGCGUAUCAGGCAGACAUCGGCCAACUCGCCAGCGCCAGCGGAGAACGGGGCGUUCAGUCGUUCGCUUACACCCCG
Molecule: messenger RNA, 95 nt
Organism: Didymodactylos carnosus
Lineage: Eukaryota; Metazoa; Rotifera; Eurotatoria; Philodinida; Philodinidae
Source: the annotation of a GenBank genome assembly